Messenger RNA from Rhizophagus irregularis DAOM 181602=DAOM 197198, 899 nucleotides. The record is from RefSeq and is a predicted model, not a curated record. Lineage: Eukaryota; Fungi; Glomeromycota; Glomeromycetes; Glomerales; Glomeraceae.
AGAUUUUAGAAUUGGUGUUAAGCUUUGGGCAAAUUAUGAAGAUACUCUAAAAUAUAAUAUUGAUGUGAAUGCUUGCGGAAUUGGAGAAUUGCUAAAUAAUAAAUGUCCAUCACUUAAUAAGAUAGGUUUUGGUUAUAUACUUCAAUCUAUUAAAGUUCAAGUUUCCCCAUUACCUAAUGAUGGAGGUGACUUGUUUGACUUAGAAAGAUGUUCACAGCCAACACAAUUGAAUCAAAAUGUUGAAUUUUUAGUAGGUAGUGAAAUGAAUAUUAAUGGAAACAUUGGAAUAUCAAGAACGGAUAUUACAGGUGGAUAUAAAAAGAAUAAUAAUACUAAAUAUUUUUCACGCGAAUGGGAAUUUAACUACAAAGGUCCUAUUGAUAAAGGAGAGUAUUGGUUAUAUGAACGUAACAAAAAUCUUGAUAAAAAAGAUAGUACUUAUGCUCCUGGAGUACAUUCUGGCGAGUGGUUUGUUAAAGAUGGGAUGCAUGGAUUUUGCAUUACUAUUACUCAGGUAUUACGUUAUGAGAUCACUCAUUGGUGGCAUAAAAUCCCUCUAAAUAUGAAAACUUCGUUGCAAAAGUUUCCUAUGAUGGCUCACAAUCUUGAAGUAACUUUUAAUGACCUCAACGACUUUAAUAACAAAUUCAAAAAGCUAAUAAAAUCAACAACGUAUGAUACUGAUGGCGAUAUCAUCAAUACUGUUGGCAGCAUUGAAAUGGAAAAUAAAGUUAAAACAUCAAAAAUUGAGAAUUUGAAUGAGAUUGGGAAGAUUGAACGUUCAUUGCGUUCAGUUUAAAUCAAUGAAAUUAUCAUAUGUAUGUAUUAUUGAACAAUAGUAUUUUAUUAUUUAUUAUUUACCGUGUAUUUAUAAGUUUUUACUCAACACUGAUUAUAGA